This is a messenger RNA of Guillardia theta CCMP2712, 1011 nucleotides long. RefSeq lists its product as hypothetical. Gene Ontology annotation, molecular function: GTP binding; GTPase activity. Bases 1 to 1011 code for a protein of 336 amino acids. The record is from RefSeq and is a predicted model, not a curated record. Lineage: Eukaryota; Cryptophyceae; Pyrenomonadales; Geminigeraceae. Gene Ontology annotation, cellular component: cytoplasm. The transcript is spliced from 7 exons.
AUGGCCCAAGACAUCAUUGAUCACAACAGAUUUGUUCUCAGCAGGGUUAUCACGAUGAUAGAGUCCAAUAAAGAGGAACACCGACAGAAGGGCUCAGAGGUUGGAUAUCCUGAUAUUGCAUUUUGGGCGAUCCCUGACAUGCGGAUGAAGAUUCUUGACGUCGCGCUCAAGGUGAUGAAACAGAGGAACUAUAGGAACCCAGCUCGAUCUUCGAUCCGCCUUGGGAUCUCAGGUCCGCCGGGAGUCGGCAAGUCCACAGUCGCAGUGAUUGCGGUGGAUCCGUCAUCUCAGAUAUCUCGAGGAUCGAUUCUUGGCGACAAGACGAGGAUGAACGAUUUGGCGGCGCAUCCCAACGCAUACAUCCGUCCUUGUGCCACCGGAGGAAGUUUGGGAGGGCUGUCGCAGCAUACGGACGAAGUCGUGCUUCUAUGCGAGACUGCGGGGUUUGACGUCAUCCUGAUUGAAACCGUCGGAGUAGGGCAGAGCGAGGUCCUCGUCUCAGAGGUUGCAGACAUGUUCAUCUUGCUGCUCCCGCCCGUCGGCGGCGACGAGCUGCAGGGCAUCAAGAGAGGAAUCAUGGAAGCGGCAGAUCUGAUAGUCAUUAACAAGGCUGAUGGCGACCUCAAGCUCCUGGCCAAGAAGGCUCAGAGCGAAUGUCGUUCUGCUCUGCAGUUUCUGAGGGGGGGAGCCGGACACAAGUGGUGGAAAAGUGACGUGCUGACAUGCUCUGCCCAAACCAAGGAAGGAGUGAAUGACAUCAUGUCGAGCAUUGAGACCUACUGGAAGUUGGGCGAUGAAUCAGGCGAUCUGAGACUUCGUAGAGGAAAGCAACGAGCAUCUUGGAUGUGGAGAAAGUCCAAGGAAGAUAUCGUGAAAAUGCUCGAAGACUGUGAGUUGGUAACAAAACGAGCAGAAGAGCUUGAGGUUGAACUGCGCCAGAGCGAGAAAACGCCUAGAUGGGCGGCAAAAGAGCUUGUGAAGGUGUUCAUGAAGACCGGAAAAGAUCUUUGA